Molecule: messenger RNA, 1707 nt
Organism: Lodderomyces parapsilosis
Lineage: Eukaryota; Fungi; Ascomycota; Pichiomycetes; Serinales; Debaryomycetaceae
Gene: ALO1
Product: D-arabinono-1,4-lactone oxidase
Exons: 1
Coding region: 1-1707 (568 amino acids)
Cellular component (GO): membrane; mitochondrion
Molecular function (GO): FAD binding; D-arabinono-1,4-lactone oxidase activity
Source: RefSeq, a predicted model, not a curated record
AUGAUAUUCACCACUAAAUCUAGAGGAGGUGAAGUCCCCGACUCCUUGAAACCAUUCACCACUAAUAAAUUCAUUCACAAGACAUGGGCCGGUACAUUCUAUUGUCAACCACAAGCCAUAUUUCAGCCUCGCAAUAUUGACGAAAUUAAAGAAUUGAUUAAGCAGGCCAGAUUACAUCACAAGACUAUUAUGACUGUUGGUUCUGGCCAUUCACCAAGUGAUUUAACCAUGACAAAGGAAUGGUUGUGCAAUUUGGACAAGUUUAAUCAUGUGUUGCAUCAAGAAGAGCAUUGGGGCCCAGUGCUGGAGGGAAGUACUGAAAAGGAGGUUAAGUUUGUUGAUUUGACUGUUGAAGCUGGAUGUCGUGUUUUUGAAUUGAAUGAGUACUUGAAACAACACGAUUUGGCUAUCCAGAAUCUUGGUUCAAUUAGUGAUCAAUCGAUUGCCGGGUUGAUAUCUACUGGUACCCAUGGAUCUACUCCUUAUCAUGGAUUGGUUUCACAACAAGUUGUCUCUAUAACUUUUUUAAACUCUGCGGGGGAAUCAAUAACUUGUUCUUCAAUUGAAAAAUCAAACUAUUUCAGAGCUAUCCUUCUUUCAUUGGGUAAGCUUGGUAUCAUUACUCAUGUUACUUUACGUACGUGUCCUAGAUACACCAUCAAAUCAGUGCAAGAGAUUAUCCAUUUCGACACAUUGUUGUCUCAAUGGAAUACUAUUUGGUUAGAUUCGGAAUUUAUAAGAAUUUGGUGGUUUCCGUAUACUGAUAAAUGUGUACUUUGGCGUGCCAACAAGUCGGAAGACGCCAUAUCACCACCAAGAGAAUCAUGGUAUGGAUCUACAUUUGGUCGGUUUUUUUAUCAAUCAUUACUUUGGAUUUCGGUACACUUGUGGCCACUGUUAACUCCUCAUGUUGAAAGAUUCAUUUUUGAACAACAAUAUGGGAAAGUGGAGACAUUGGGCCAGGGGGAUGUUGCCGUGCAAAAUUCAGUUGAAGCUUUGAAUAUGGAUUGUUUGUUCUCACAAUUUGUUAAUGAAUGGUCAGCUCCAUUGGUUAAUGGAGUUGAUGUCUUGACACAAUUGAAACAGGUUAUUACAAAUGCAACUGCAUCAAGAGAGUUCUACGUUCACGCACCAAUUGAAGUUAGAUGCUCUAAUGUCACUCAAUGCAAUGAACCUUUUGUGGAUGAUGAAGGUAAAGCGUCAUUAUAUCCUUCUCAAGGUUGGUUAUCAAAGAGAUCAAAGACAAGUGCCGGCCCAAUUCCAGGAAACAAUUUACGUCCAUAUUUGGAUAACUCACCACGCUUACCUCAUAAACAAACAAACUCGCAUCCAACAAAUGAUGAAUUAACCGUGUUUAUUAAUGCAACAAUGUAUCGACCAUUUGGCACCAACGUGUCCACUCAUCAAUGGUAUCAAGUUUUUGAAAAUAUCAUGAUUAAAGCAGAUGGAAAACCACACUGGGCCAAGAAUUUUAUUGGUGUAGAGGCGGAAAAACAAAGCGAUGCUGAUGUUGAAGAUGAUUUACAUCAACAGUUGGAAUUUGGCGGGAAGCCAUUUUAUUCGAUGAUUGGAUUCAAGAAGUUGAUGCAGAGUUGGUUUGGUCAGGAUCUUGUUGAGUUUAAUAGAGUUCGUAAAUUGACCGAUCCUGAUGGCGUUUUCCUUUCAGGGAGAUUGUGGGCUGAUAGAAAUGGUAUUUUGUUGGACUAG